AAAAUGAAAAGAAAAUGCGUACCGCACAGCAGUGAAGUGAAAGGAAUGCGUGCACAAAACCGCACGAGCUCACCGCACAAAGCAUUUAUGCAGGGGGUGGGCCGUUUUGCGGAGAUUUUCCUUAAAUACUUUUCCUUCCAUUCUUCCGGGAUGAGUUUUUAUUUUAUGGUCGGUCAGACCCAACCGCCGUGAACUCACCAGCUCAUCGAGGAUGGGUGAAAAGCGACCGAUGGAGGAAUGGUGCUGCGAGUGUAUACUAUUGAUUAAAACGGAAGGGAAAAACGCCAGAUAAAACCCAGAUUCUUGCCCCCGGGGGUUGAUGACCGCUUGUGGCCAUGUUGGGGCGGGUGGAGAUUUUCCAAAAUUGUUUCGAGCGUAAAAUCGCGCCCACGAGAAACGUUUCCAUUUCCGGCCUUCCCCUUUUUUUUUGUUUGGCACGAAUUUUGCUGACCGGUGGUCCUGAUGUGUAUGGAGGUUAUUGUUUUUGCUUUUCCAGUAUUUUUUUGGGAUUUUUCGUUUCCCGGUAGGAUGGACAGGCAGAAAUCAGCGUCAUCGGAAUGUGCAUGACUUAAUAGGGAAAUCUUCGGAGGCUUGGCUUUUUUACGCGCCCAUCGAGAGUGAAAUUGGAUAUUGUGUCGUUUUCCGUGGAAAGUGUAUGGAAAAGUUGAUUUCUGUUUCGUUUUUUAGGUGUGCAACACAGCGUGAAAGAGUGCUUAAUGGAAAUUAGUGAACCAUCUUCAAAGUGGUGAUGAUAACGAGCAUUGAUUUGUUCAAAGUUUGAGAGUUUAGCUUUACGCCCUGAAGAACUAAAUAUCAGGAACUAACUCAUCAUACUUGUCCCAUCAUAGAUGGCACCGAUCAAUCUAGCGUACCGGGCCGACACAACCGACGGACGGACGACACGCCCGACAAGGACGCACCGACCCAUUUCAAUCUGAAGUUGUCAGGUCACGCACCGUCCGUGUUGCCGUUCUUUCCUCACGAUUCCGCAACGGUCCUGAUGUGGCAAUCAAUCAUUUUAAACCUGUGACUGAACACCGCACGAACCCAUCCGCGUGUGGAUUGAAGCUACGAGUAUGUAGCGCGACGGAUUAAAUCAUUACUGUGUGCGUGUGUGAGUUUGUCCCUUUUUCGUAAUCAAGUUCUGCGAGGCAGGGAUCGUAAAAAUUGUUCUGCUCAAAAAUCCUGUGAACACGGUGGUAAAGCUACCGGGGUGAGCUACGUUUCGGUUUUUGGGGUUGACUUGCGACGACUUGAAGCUGAAACGAUUGACGGCAAUAAAUGUCCAGCCAUGCCUGUCGGUGACAGAACCUGCGUCAAAGUUGUGGCCUCCCUGUGUGUGACCCGGGUCGAUGGAUGUCAUCGGUGUGGAGUGGUUUUUCCGUAUCGUCCGGGACCGGCACCGGGUUUGUGGCUGGGACACUAAUUAGCUUAGAAGAACUCAGUGCUUAGAGGGGUCGGAGAGUGGUCGGUUGAAGUGGAGUGCAAAAGAAAGUCAACAUACAUAUCAGAGAGGUGCUUUGGAUGUGUGCCUCCCAGCACAGAUUUAACGUGAGCAUGCAUAAACUGUUGCCAAGGAUGAAACGAAUGAAGGCGGAACAUUUACAUCGUACCUUUAAGUCGACCGAAUGGAUGUGGUGCUGCUUGUUCGUGUGUGUGUGAAGGAUUGAAAGUGACCAUUCCAUGUUUGGGACACGUUUGCUAAUGAGUUUAUAUGGAUGAGCUAAUCCUUUCCAUGCUAGUGGACGAUAUUGGUGCAGCACGACAGCGACAGCAGGUACGCAAAGCUCAGCAACCGCAGGAUCUCUCGGCCCCGGUGUCAGCCACAAUCGUCACCGGCCGCCCUGCCCCGUACUCAACGCCCUCGACUAUCUUGGCCACGGUGGUGAGCGGUGGGACGAGCCUCGUGCCGGGCAGCAUUCCGACACCGUUCGCAGUGUUGCUGGCGCACAACCAGACAACCGGUGACCAUGGCUUCGGCCAGGGUUUCACCGGCGGUGCGGUCGAUGCCGGCGAGGCCGGUGGCAGCGGGAGCGGUGAAUCGAUCGUCGGACCGGCGGCGUCGAUCGGUAUCGGAGGUUCGCUCGGUGUGUCGACGGUUACCGGUGGUACGACGGUAGCGACGAUCGUGUCCUCGACGCUGGCGAACGCAACACUGUCCGAGCACGAGCUCGAUCUGGACACGAUCCGCAAGGUGAUCAUCUGCAUCGUACUGUUAGCUGUGAUAUUCGGUACGAUCGUCGGCAACAUACUGGUGUGUGUGGCCGUCUGUCUGGUGCGGAAGUUGCGCCGGCCCUGCAACUAUCUGCUCGUGUCGCUCGCCGUGUCGGACCUGUGCGUGGCCUGUCUGGUGAUGCCGCCCGCCCUCAUGUACGAGGUGCUCGGUGAGUGGAACUUUGGGCGCGUGUUCUGUGAUAUCUGGGUGUCGUUCGAUGUGCUGUCCUGUACCGCUUCCAUCCUAAAUCUGUGCGCGAUCUCCGUCGACCGGUACUGGGCGAUCACGAAACCGCUCGAGUACGGUGUGAAGCGAACGCCCCGCCGGAUGAUGCUGUGCGUGGCGCUGGUCUGGUUGGCGGCUGCCUGCAUCUCGCUGCCACCGUUGCUGAUACUCGGCAACAAGCACACGAUCGGCGAAGGGUCCGACCAGCGUCCGUUCUGUGCGGUGUGUGAAGACGUCGGGUAUCAGAUCUACGCCACGCUCGGUUCGUUCUACAUUCCGCUCGCCGUGAUGCUGUUUGUGUAUUAUCAAAUCUUUCGUGCCGCCCGGCGAAUAGUGAAGGAUGAGAAGCGUGCCCAGACGCGGCUGGAGAAUAGUUUGGCCGUGGAUAAGGUGAGUACCACCACCCAAACGACAACGACGACGACGACGACGGCCAUGAGCCUGAAGCCACCGGAUAUGAUCGGUUCGGCGAUGGCUGCCGGGGCGGCACUUGGACCGGGCGGUGGAUCACCGCAUCAGAAGAAGCUUCGCUUUCAGCUCGCCAAGGAACGAAAAGCGUCCACCACGCUCGGGAUCAUCAUGUCCGCGUUUACGAUCUGCUGGCUGCCGUUCUUCAUACUGGCGCUCGUGCGCCCGCUCAUGGACGACGACUAUCCGACGCUGUCGUCGUUCUUCCUGUGGCUCGGAUACGCCAACUCGCUGCUCAACCCGAUCAUCUACGCCACGCUGAACCGCGACUUCCGGAAACCGUUCCAGGAGAUCCUGUACUUCCGCUGCUCGAACCUGAACAUCUUGAUGCGGGAGGACUUCUACCACAGCCAGUAUGGUGAGCCCGGAUCGCAGCGGUUCGUGCUCGAGAACGAAGGGCAACACACGGCACGGGAAAGCUUUCUCUAACUCGAUGCACCGAGUGGGCGCUCGCCCGAAGGAUUGUUCCUCGAAAACCUAAAAAAAAGUGCUUUCAUUCGAACUGAAGCCGCUUUCCACGCGUUCGGAUCGCUUGCCCGGUUUUGCGUUUCAUUUUGUCUGUUCUUCUUCCGUUCUUUUCGGGCCUUCCGGAGCAUGGAGCACGUGGGGAGGCGUUGGUUAAACGCACCCCCCGCUUCCUGCAGCCAUAGUAGUAUUAACUGUUUGGUGCACUGAGCUGGUGUAGUGCUUGCGAUGAUCUACGCGCAAGAGGCAAAAGCACCUUGCGAUGAAUAAUAACUGAUAAGCUAAGCUAACUUUACAAACUCAAAACGACGGUCGGCAGGGCGGACUAGUUGGGGGUUUCGUUAGGUUUCCAUGAGACAAUUACUGGUGAAGUUGUAUAGUAUAAUUAUUAAAUUAAUAAUUAUUCUCCACCACACAUACAUACGUAGGGGGCGCCUAGCUGGGGAAGGCGGGACAUUAGUGUAUAACUUGCACAACAACAAGAAACACAAGCCGAUACAAUCACCGCUGUCUAAUUAGAGGGUAUGGUAAACACAACAAUCCAAUCAUUCGUAUAGCCGUUUGACACGAGCAGUAGUGAGCUUUGUCAUUAAAACAAAAAUUGAAAUAAAAAAAAAAACACUCUACAACUAAACAUGCAAAGGAACUAGGAAUUCUCGGGGUGGGUAUGUCGAUGGUAGUACUCAGUUUAGCGAUAGUAGUUGCACGUAGCAAACGUAGCAGAUUAGUUUUGUUGGUAGCAAAAUGUUUGUAUCCGGCCGACUAUCUUUAGAGCUGUCCCAAGGAUACCACACUCAAGCUCUGGAUCUCAGAAGUAUAAACAGGCAGCAAGGGGAGGUUAAUUUUUUGGCUAGUUUAUUAGUGCAACUGCAUCGAGAGAUACUAAAAGUGUGAACCUGGACAGGAAUAUAUUCUGAAGCAACUCUAAAGCUCUAACGAUGGGUGUCCUUAAUCAAAAGCGGUUUUUCGGUUGUUCUAAGCCACUUGUUUACACUGUGGGUGACGAAGGAAUGUAUUACAACCAGUAAUAAACCACAGAACAUAAGACUUUGAGGGCGAACAAUUACUUACGUCGAACGGAACGGACACUCUGCAGCCGCAAUGGCGGACGCCGGAAGGAAUAUUUGAAGAAUUUACUCGUAAAACGAAACGAACUCUUUUAGUGUGUAACAGCCGUAGUCGUUGUAAGUGAUAUACGAUCGAACCGUGUUGCGUGUGUAAGUGUGUGUAUGUAUGUUUGUGUGUAUGUUCGGGACGUGUGGUUGAAGGGCAAAACGGUGUCUAGGUGCAAAUAUUUCCGUAGGCUCUAAAGUAAAGACCGAUACCGACGCUCAGCACGCCGUUCGGAGUGUUCAUUUUAGUUUGCGCCAAUUUUUUUGGAGGUGUAUACUAGGUGUAAAAUGGUGAUCACCGACAAUGCUACAGGAACCAGAUGCAGGUGGCGCACGCGAAACAAAGCUAUAAACCGGAACUGCGAUUUGCUGCACCGAUUAGAUACGAGCGGUUCGAUGCUUGCGACUAUUUACAAUUUUUGCUCUCUAAACUAUCACUCAACGGGGCAAAAGGGCGAGGCGUGCGGCGCGCAAUGGGCGAUUAUUUACACGAGCAUCAGUUGUUGGUUGCGUUGUUUUUCGACUGUAUUGAUUGUUUGUCUUUUCUAUCGAUGAUUGAAUCUCUUCUACAGAUCGUAUAUUUAUAGACAAAAUCUGACCUUAGACUUACACUAAGAUACACGUGAAUCGGAGAGGAAAAGGAAAAAAAAAACGAUACCCCUUCGAACGCUACUCGUAUACCUUAACUGAGCUUUUUUGGAAUUUGUUACCGGAAACUAUUUUUAAAUGAGAAAUAAAAUGAAAAAUAAAAACCGAGAAAGGCUCAACCCGAUCAACUCGGACGCUCUAAAUCAUCAACACUCGAUAGAUGUGCUUCAGUAGGGAAAUGAUGUAUUAUGGUAUUAAACGUAUAGUAAAACACCGACGGGUGUGUGUGUGUGUGUGCACACCGUGUACGAGCACGUCGAACCGUGUGACAGAGACGUAGGACAGAUAAUAGCGAAGAGGAAUGCAAUUCUUUCAAUGUGGUGAGCGCAUUUGAAACAAAAGUCUGGUUGAUUUUAUACUGAAAUCUAUAAUUGCUCCUAUAGCAGAGACAUGUGGCACGCAUGGCCGGGAGGUGAUUAAUAAAUAUCAACUAGCGAAAUAUCUGAAUGGGUAAACCUUAAAUAUAAAUCUAAGAGGUAGAGAGAAAUCUGAACAAAAAAAAAAAAAAACAC
Anopheles stephensi (Asian malaria mosquito) is the source of this 5645-nucleotide messenger RNA. Its product is annotated as 5-hydroxytryptamine receptor 1-like. The record is from RefSeq and is a predicted model, not a curated record. Gene Ontology annotation, cellular component: membrane. NCBI's taxonomy places the organism in Eukaryota, Metazoa, Arthropoda, Insecta, Diptera, Culicidae. The transcript is spliced from 3 exons. Gene Ontology annotation, molecular function: G protein-coupled amine receptor activity. Bases 1715 to 3337 code for a protein of 540 amino acids. Gene Ontology annotation, biological process: adenylate cyclase-activating adrenergic receptor signaling pathway.